This is a messenger RNA of Notodromas monacha, 746 nucleotides long. NCBI's taxonomy places the organism in Eukaryota, Metazoa, Arthropoda, Ostracoda, Podocopida, Cyprididae. The record is from the annotation of a GenBank genome assembly.
AUGGCAAUUUUCUUUCAGGGAAGAUCCGCUUCAAACCCUGGGAACAAGAGCAAGAUAUUUACCAUUUUAGGCUGUUGGUUCCUUGGCCUAACCAUCAUCCUGUGCAUUCCAAUCACAUAUCUUAUUUUGAACCCACCAGCUGAUGAGCUUCCUUCGAAUGCCACAGCUCUGGACAUGACGGAAACACCAUCAAAUGCUACUGUGUUCUAUGGUCAUGAGAAGGAAAACGCUGACGGAAGUCCCAAACAGCUUGAAUUGCUGCUAUUUGACCCAGCUGGCGAACAUUCCAGCGAUAUUGAGAAACACCGGGUCACUCGGGGAGUUGCCAAAUUUGCUGGGAAAGCUCUUGGGAUUAUGCUUGGUGUCAUCCUGUUCAUUGUACUGUGUGCAAUAUGUGGCUGCUGCUUGUGCUGUUUCAAGGUCCACCGCAUUAUCCUGGGGAAGCAUAAGGAACAUCAAGUACAGGGUCACAGAGCUUCAUUGCAGUACAUGGUUGGCAAUGGAGAUGGGGUUUAUUCUGGCCAGGGAGCACAACCUAUUUACCCACCGCAACAGGGUUACCAACCGCCUCCGCCUCCUUACCAAGCUCACAAUAAUCAAGGAUAUGGAAGCCAAAACCCUUAUCCGAACCAGACACAGUAUUCAAACAACUAUCCCAAUAACCAACCAUCUGCACCCAUUGGCUUUGAGGGAUUACAAAGAUGAUUAUAUUCAUUGGAGGAAAUAUAAUUUUUUUUAUAAAUGGA